AACGCGUUUUUUCAUUGGCUGCAACAAAUGGUCCCAAUGCUGUGGAAGUUUUCAAGACCACGAUCAUAUCAUAUCAUUUAAACAAAGUUUUAUCUCCCAGAAUAAACAUGAACUUUAAAGAAGCGUGUGCGAAAUUCUUGGACCAGAACAGGAAAAUCGCGCUUUUAGCCGCAGGCACAUCUGUUGCUUUACUUGGACUCGCGAUUGGGUAUAAAUACACGCGUAAAGAGAAAAAAUUAAUACAAGUUGGAGUUAUUUCUCAGCUAUUGGUUCAUCCGAUGAAAUCUGGGAAAGCUUUGUCGGUGGACACAGCUGAAUGUCUGCGAAUGGGACUGAAAUAUGGCGAACUGCGGGAUCGCCACUGGCUGAUUAUAACGGAGGAUGGACACAUGGUGUCAGCCAGACAACAGCCUCGAGUGGUGCUGGUAUCUUUGACCUGUAAAGGUGGGCAAAUGUGUCUCAAUGGACCUCAGAUGGAGGAGUUGAAAGUUCCUCUUCAGCAGCCAAAUAAUAAAGUUUUGGACUGCAGAGUGUUUAGUGUGGACGUCCAGGGGAGAGACUGUGGGGAUGAAGUGUCUGAAUGGCUAACCCGAUACCUGGCAUCAGACAAGACUUUUCGACUGGUUCAUUUUGAACCCCAUCUAAAAGCUCAGAGGCCUUCAGAGAAAGAGCCUCUUUUUCCUAAGGAUGAAAAGGUGGCUUAUCCUGAUGCUGCUCCUAUCAUGCUGAUGUCCGAGGCUUCGGUUAGGGACCUAAAUAGCAGGUUGGAUCGUGAUGUUACUGUCGCUCAAUUUCGUCCCAGCAUUGUGGUCAGUGACUGUGAGGCGUUUACUGAGGACACAUGGGAUCAUAUUCAGAUCGGCCAGGUAGAGAUGAAGAGAGUCAUUGGCUGUGGAAGAUGCAUUUUAACCACUGUUGACCCAGAGACCGGAGUCAUCACUCGCAAAGAGCCCCUAAACACACUGAAAACCUAUCGACUGACUGAUCCUACACAGAAAACUUCACCAAUACUGGGACAGUAUUACACAGUCAAGAAAACUGGUGUUCUUCAUGUUGGUCAGCCAGUUUUUUGGAUUACCUAUUGAAACCAGGAUUGAAUGCGGAACCACAUACCUGUAAUAAAAGCUGGUGAAUAAUUU
Messenger RNA from Paramisgurnus dabryanus, 1139 nucleotides. It is a transcript of the gene marc1, whose product is annotated as mitochondrial amidoxime reducing component 1. Gene Ontology annotation, molecular function: molybdopterin cofactor binding; nitrate reductase activity; pyridoxal phosphate binding. Gene Ontology annotation, biological process: nitrate metabolic process. Gene Ontology annotation, cellular component: mitochondrial inner membrane. The record is from RefSeq and is a predicted model, not a curated record. Lineage: Eukaryota; Metazoa; Chordata; Actinopteri; Cypriniformes; Cobitidae.